UUGCAUUAUUCUGCUAUGUCAUGUUUAUGACAGAUUUAUGACAAGUUAUGAUGUACUGGUUUGUGUCAAGUUGUCAUAACAAAGACAUUUCAAACAAUGUCAUAUUUGCAUUUAAAAUUACAUAAUUGAGCAAAUGACACUUAAUGACAGUUGUCAUAAAUGUGCAUAAAAUCUCCUUCAUGUUCAUGACACGUGACGCGUCAUGUCAGGAUUAUAAAGGUGUCGUGUCAGUCUUAUGAACACCCCUUCAAGUAAAGUGUUACAAAAAAGGGAUAAAAUAAAUUAGCUUGCACUAGUUGUCAUGUUUGCUUUACAUUAUAGUUUACACUAAAUGUAUAUUUUACAUGCACAUUCAUGUUUUGUAUAUGUUUUUGUGUAGAUGAUAGUCCAUGCAUUUUUUGCAUUUCACGCAUAAAUAAAGGGACUUUUAUUUUGCUUCGCGGAGCCUGUCGUGUGGUGACGUCAUAAGAUGUGCCACUGACUCCUCUGUGAAUGGAAGAGUGAGGUGUUUGUGUGAGGUCUUUUGCUGUAGAUGGCGAACAAAAAAUCUUAAAUGACACAAGUCAUCUAUAAAUACUGUGAAGAAGUCAAACAAGCAGCUGCUGUCACAACACAUUCAACUACUCUUCUAUUCUGAUCCACUGUUGUAAUGAUGGAGUGUGUUAAAGAGGAGACUGAUCCUGAAUCAUUCACAAUAACACCUCAACAUACUCAACAACAAACAGUGGAAAUAAAAGUGGAAGGUGAAGAACACAAUGAAGUGAAGGAUGAACAUCAGCACCACAGUUUCAAAACUGAAGAAAAUUCUUCCCGCUACUCACAAACUGAUGAGAAAUCACUUCAUGAUAUAGCUGAAGCCCCAAAAUCUUUUGCUUGCAAUUUUUGUGAAAAGACUUUCAAACGAAAAGGGCAGCUAACACAUCACCUAAAAAUUCACACUGCUGAGAGGCCUCACGCAUGCUCCCACUGUAACAAGACUUUCAUCCAAAACCGUCAGCUUCAGUAUCACAAAAGGAUUCACAUGGGUGAGAGGCUGUACACCUGCCCCCAAUGUGAUCGGAUUUUCCCAUCAAAAUCUAAUCUAGAGAAUCACAUACGAGUUCACACUGGAGAAAGACCUUUCAAAUGCCCUCACUGUGAUAAGAGUUUUACACAUCGAGGAACUCUUAGGACUCACGUACGAGUUCAUACAGAUGAGAAGCCUUUCUCGUGCCAUCUAUGUGAUAAGAGUUACACACAGGCACAAUGUCUCAGAGUUCAUCUGCAGUGUCACUCGGACGAAAGUCACCUGAAGACUCAUACAGAUGAGAGGCCUUGCUUAUGCCAUCUGUGUGGCGAGGGUUUCACAGAUGAAGAGAAUCUUACACGUCAUCUGCUGUUUCACUUGAACGAAAGUCUGUUUAGCUGCGAUCAUUGCGGUCAAAAGUUUGUUACGGCAGCACUGCUAAAGAGUCACAUGAAGACUCAUGCGGGUGAGACGCCUUGCUUAUGCCAUCUAUGUGGUAAAGCUUUCACAGAUGGACAGAAUCUUAAACGUCAUCUGCUGAUACACUUGAAUGAAAGUCUGUUUAGCUGUGAUCUGUGCAGUACAACGUUUGUUUCAGCAACAAUGCUAAAGAGACACCUAAAGACUCAUACAGAGAAGAGGUCGUAUUUGUGUUCUAUUUGCGGCAAGACUUGUCUAUCGCUCAACAAAAUGCAGGAGCACCAGAAGAGGCAUACGGGUGUGAAAUGCUCCGUGUGUGGAAAUGUUUGUGAGGGACCCAAAGAGCUGGAGCAGCACCAGAAGAUCCAUACUGAAGAAAACCCCUAAAAGUGUUUACAUUGUAUAAAGAGUUUAAUUGAAUCUGUGACGCUGAUAAACACAAGCGACUAUGACUGUAUAGAGGGUAUGCAUUGACGUCACUUUUCCACGUGAACACACCGGAACUCGCCCUGUCGAGUGGCAACGUUCAACAAAAUGGCUGGUUUUCAUAGCCAGUAAAACUGACUAUUAUCAGCUUAAAUUGAAUUGAGUUGGACUUGAUAGCAGAGGUGGACAAUACUUAGUUACAAUAGUUAAAUUUUUCAAGCAUCUGUGCUUUAUUAGGGUGUUUGUCUUGGGGGAAAAUGUACUUCACUACAUUCUAAAGCAUAGAAUCAUACUGUGUAUUCUUUUAUAUUGCAUAGUAAAAUGUAUUUAAUACCUAAUUACAUUAAAAUUGUGUACUUUUACUUGAGAAAAAGUAUGUUAAUGUACUUAAAUAUUAAAUGUUAAACUUGUAUUUAUGAAAUGUAAUAGAAUAAAAAUUAUGAUAAUAUGCUUUGGAAUGUAUGUUUUCCAAAGAUAAACACGGAUAAAAUACAAAUACUUGAAAAAAUACUUUUAAGUAGAAAGUAAAACCUCUGGUUGAUAGUGACCCUACUUAUCAACCCACCUGUGGUCUGUGGACGUUGGCAUGAACGAUCUAUUUACUUCUCCUUUCAGUGUUUUUUGGCAGUCUGUUUAAGACAAUAGCUUCGAAUUCUUGUUAAUCUGUUAGUAGUACAGCUGUUUUCCAUUUAGACACGUUUUCACUGUGUUUUCGCUGAUUUCACACUGUACACAAAUGCAGCCGCUCUGUCUUUUGCCACUCAGUGGGCAUAACCGCAGUCAUUCUCGCCGAAGGUGACGUCAUGUGCAUACUCUAUACCGGAAAAAAAAUGCACCAUUGUUAUUCAUGUUGGAGAAGUUUCAGACAUAGAAAAGCACUGUUUUGCAAAUUUGCAGCUAUCUAUGGGUAUGAUGUGAAAAGAAAUCGUUCACCCAAAACUGAAAUUCUGUCAUUAUUUAUUGACACCUCAACUUGCACUGCACAUUUUAGUUUAAUUUCACAUUUAAUUUCAUAUCAGACUCAUUUAAGUGACUGCUUAUAGCUGUUGGUAAAUCAGUCUGCACUAGUCAUGGUGUUUGUUUCUGUGUUGCGCCAGCGUAACAUUUACAAAAAAGAUGUGUUGUUUUUUAGGGGUGCACCGAUAUAUCGGCUGAUGAUGCUUGCUACAUCCAAACGCCAGGGGGCGCUCUCGUGCAGAAACCCAAUAUGCGCUGUAGACGAAGAACCACACACACACACACACACACAGCUCCAGGAAAUGGCUUAAGGAUAUACUUUUAUUGCUGUUCUUCAAACCUUUUUAGGUAUUUUCGUAAGGAAUAAUUGACGACGGGCCAUUGAAUUAUAAGAAAAUAAUGCACACCAAGGUGGUAAUUACACCGCAGGUGUGCAUUAUUUUCAAAUAAUUCAAAGGACCUCAGUCAAUUAUUCCGCUUAUACCACGGUUACCACAAACAUUGCUCUGGUGCCUACUUUUAAGACAUUUGAAAAGUUAGGUAUGCGGUUUACAGAAAAAUAAUCAACACCCAUAGAACAUUUCUCAGCCAAUCAGAAUGCAGCAUUCAACAGACCCGUUGUAUAAAUGAUAAUAAAGAAUAUGUUUAAUAAUUAUGUUUGACUAGUGUUGCUUUUUCAAAGGCAUGUUUAAAACGACUCAAACUAACAGUGAUUUCAGAUCGAUAAGGACUUACUGAUCAAAAGCCGUAGUACACGAAAUAGCUGUGAAUAAUAUCGUCUGUGUGAUUCAGAAUAGUUAUCGUCCACAUAUUAUUAGUGUAUAUCGGCAUUUAUCAGUGCACCCCUAUUGUUUUAGCAAUUUAUGCAAAGCAAUCUUUAUUUCACAGUAUUUUUUAUGUUUUAUAUUGAUCAAUGUUAAAUAUAUUUAUUUGUAUUUGUGGAUUUUUAAUGCAUUUCACAAUGUUGAACUUUGGGCAUUUUCCAGUCGGACGUGAUUUUAUGUUCUGUUCCCUUCAAAGAUGUGUAAACUCUAGAGGAAGUUACGCAGUUGUGGCCGAUUAAAAUACUUGGCGAACAGAGCAAUGAAAAUCAACGUAGCAACGUAUUGUUUAUGUGGCGCCCCCUUCGUGAUGGGCCCUCAACUCUUAUAUUAUGUUCCAGGUCGAUUUGACCCAUUUUUAUUUUUAAGCUGUUGGAAAAACAAGUUAACCUGUGAUUUUAUUCUUGAAAUUUUGUGAUUUUUUUCCUCAUUUAUGGCAACGAACAUGCAUGCAAAGAUAGGAUAAAGUGAUAUGUUUUGAAGUGUAUGUAAAUAAUUUUAUAACGAUUUUGAUGGUCGCAGGUCAAUUUGACCAACAUUUUUGUUCCCAAGGCAACUGUACAGACCCAAAUUAAAUAUCGGUUUUCAGUA
Molecule: messenger RNA, 4221 nt
Organism: Misgurnus anguillicaudatus (oriental weatherfish)
Lineage: Eukaryota; Metazoa; Chordata; Actinopteri; Cypriniformes; Cobitidae
Biological process (GO): regulation of transcription by RNA polymerase II
Cellular component (GO): nucleus
Molecular function (GO): RNA polymerase II cis-regulatory region sequence-specific DNA binding; DNA-binding transcription activator activity, RNA polymerase II-specific
Source: RefSeq, a predicted model, not a curated record